This is a messenger RNA of Penicillium samsonianum, 291 nucleotides long. RefSeq lists its product as uncharacterized. NCBI's taxonomy places the organism in Eukaryota, Fungi, Ascomycota, Eurotiomycetes, Eurotiales, Aspergillaceae. The record is from RefSeq and is a predicted model, not a curated record. Bases 1 to 291 code for a protein of 96 amino acids. The transcript has a single exon.
AUGACUUCUAAGCCGGUUAUCCUCGUCACCGGCGCCAACCAGGGCCUUGGCCACGAAGCCCUCAAAACGCUAGCUAGAGCGAACAAAUACCACCUUGUCGCCGCCGCCCGCUCACACUCAAAGGCCGACGAGGCCGUCAAAGUCAUCGCAUCCGAGACAGGCUCGGACCCUAUAGAAUUCACCCCCAUAGUUAUCGAGUUAGACGACGACGAGUCCAUCUUCGCCGCUGCUACAAUCAUCAAGGACAAAAUUCGGCCAUCUCGACAUUCUAGUGAACAACGCCGGUAUUAA